AUGUCUCACAGCUUGAGCUGGAUUAAUCUGAUCGAAUCAUCGGUCCAGCUUGGAAGGAGAUGACCCUUCUCGCUUCGCUUUCCUGAUUUCUUUGUCCGGUCCUCUCAUCCGGGCUCCCGCCGUGUGUCUGACGUAUGGAUUAUGGAUUGCCAAGGUAACGGCGACUUAAUGUGUCCGGAUAUAAAACGUUGGUCAAGGAUCCCAUCGGUAUGGCACAGUGCGUUGCCCAGCCUGGAUUGUAAGUCCAUGAGUCUGUCCUCAGCCAUUAGUACGAUUGCCCUCUACGCGUCGGUGACCUCGUACGGCAUAGUAGUAGUAGUAGUAGUAGUAGUAGUAGUAGUAGUAGUAGUAGUAGUUUCAUCCAGUCGGUCUCAGAGACCGAGUAUUGGCCGACACGAUCGCCCUGGAUUUGGGCGACAAGGCAUGCAGCCAUGCGUGCCCAACAUCCUCGAGGAGCAAUGGCAUUCAGGCCGGGAUUUUGAAGCUCCCCACACUGGACACUUCGAUUUUAGGCCGCCAUCCGUCUUGGAUCAUGGUGCCCGCCCGCGAUCCACUCUUCAAUAUAUUCCCAGCUUGUCUGUGGCGGCGGGAACUGCGACCGUCGCUCGGGCGUAUCUGGCCGUGGGCGUCGAUUGGCAAAGAUCCUCCAGAAUCGGGACGAUCAGUGGAAGGGUGACCAGUUGCCCCACUCACAGCUCGGUAUUGAAUCGCACGGUACGGAGUACGGGAGUAGUAUACUGUUCAUACAAAGUAUCCGCUGAUGGGAAGAAAGAUCCUGGACGAUGAAUGGGGCAAUCGCAAGGCGGAAUUGGGGGGGAGGGGAAGGGGAAGGGGGAACGAAGAUCGUGUCGAGGUUUAGAAGUAAGGGAAAUGCGUUUCUUGUAGGAGACCACCG
Molecule: messenger RNA, 895 nt
Organism: Aspergillus heteromorphus CBS 117.55
Lineage: Eukaryota; Fungi; Ascomycota; Eurotiomycetes; Eurotiales; Aspergillaceae
Exons: 1
Coding region: 142-786 (214 amino acids)
Source: RefSeq, a predicted model, not a curated record